Molecule: messenger RNA, 9283 nt
Organism: Procambarus clarkii (red swamp crayfish)
Lineage: Eukaryota; Metazoa; Arthropoda; Malacostraca; Decapoda; Cambaridae
Product: kelch-like protein diablo
Molecular function (GO): protein binding
Source: RefSeq, a predicted model, not a curated record
UAAACAACAGUAGUCACUAUAGAUGCUACAUAUAUACACACACACACAUAGCCGUGUCUGCUGCUUCUCUGCUUCCUUCCUUCCUACUGCCGCAAGGGCUCGAACUGCUGCUGCUGCUUUGUCAAUGUUGAUUCAUCGAUUUGUUUUGUUUUUAAAUUGUCAUAAUGAUGUAUGAUCUUAAAGCGAAUGAGACGUGGGCAGGAUAAUGUCGCGUAGGGACACAGGUUCUGUGCGAGGAGGAGGAGGAGGAGAUGGCUCGGAAUCACAAGCAUCGUCUCCGAGUGAUGACUGCAAAUUUGUCAACUCCGCCCAUCCUGAGGCUGUACUCUCAGGCCUCAAUGAUCUACGAAAAAGUGGACAUUUCUGUGAUGUGACUUUGUGUGUGGAUGGAAUGACUUUCCCUGUGCAUAGAUCUGUGUUAGCAUCCUUCAGUCCGUACUUCCGGGCAAUGUUUUUAAGUAACUUGGCAGAGUCACAGCAAGAGCAUAUCACACUGAGUGGUGUUGAUCCUGGCAUGGUGUCUCAACUCCUUGACUAUGCUUACACUUCCACCAUCAUGAUAACGGAAAGUAAUGUCCAGGCCCUUCUUAGUGCCUCGAAUCUUUUGGAGGUGGCUGCUGUCAGAGAAGCUUGUUGCCGCUUCCUUGAACGCCACAUCGAUGCCACGAACUGUGUCGGAAUUCACUGCUUUGCUGAGGCCCAUGCUUGUCAUGAUCUUACUAGAAAGGCUAAAGCGUAUACCUUAAGAAACUUUACGCGGGUGAUGGGAGGUGAAGAGUGGCUUAAUCUACCAGUAGAAAAAGUGGUAGAGAUUAUAUCUGCAGAUGAACUGGAGGUAGACAGAGAGGAGCAUGUGUUUGAUGCUACAACUGCUUGGCUCCAUCAUUCUUACUCCACAAGAGCACCCACAUUCUACAAGGCUCUGGAGUGCGUGAGGUUGGCACUUGUUAGUCCGUAUUUUUUAGUGGAUGUUGUGGAAGGGGAAAUGGCCGUGAGGUCAUCGCCAGAGUGCCGUGUGAUAGUGGAGGAAGCCAGGCUCUACCAUCUCCUUCCCGACAGACGCCACCAACUAACAUCUCCACGCACCCGUCACAGACGGAACACAAACACGACAACGGUGAUAGUGGCAGUGGGCGGUGAAGACAACAAACUGGUGCUGCGCUCAGUGGAAUGUUUUGAUCCUCUUGCGCACUGCUGGAGAAGCCUUUCUUGUCUUCCAUUUGCUGUCAGCAAGCACGGUUUGGUUGUAUCUGGAGAAAAUAUCCUGUAUCUGGCUGGAGGAGAGUUUCCCGAUGGUACAGUGACUCGAUGUUUGUGGCGUUAUGACCCAGUCUUGGACGAGUGGCAUGACUUGGCACCCAUGUCUAAGCCCAGAUCAGAACUAGGUUCAGCAACACUAGACGGUUAUGUCUAUGCAGUUGGGGGUUGGGAUGGAUCAAAUAGGUUGACUGAUGUAGAACGUUACGAUCCUCGCAUCAACUCGUGGAGUCCCGUGGCUUCCAUGAAAUUGGCCCUUACUUCCCCAGCUAUUGCUGCCUGUCAAGGAAAGCUUUAUGUGUGUGGUGGUGCUAUUCUGGAAGAUGGUGAUGGGAUUGAUCUUGUGCAAAUGUAUGACCCCCACACGGACUCCUGGGAACAGCUUCCAUCAAUGAUUAUUCCACGAAGUGGCUCUGCAGCAGCAGUACUUCAUGGGUUUAUCUACAUCAUAGGAGGGUGGCAUGCUUCAACUGAGAAUACUAAUAAAGUGGAGAAGUUUGACCCGGUCAACAAGACUUGGGAAACUAUGACAGGCAUGUGUGAACGUCGCUACAGACCAGGGGUAGCUGUAGUGGAUGGAAAGAUCUACAUCCUGGGAGGAGAAGAUGGAUGGGAGCACUUCCAUGACACAAUAGAGUGCUAUAAUCCCAGCUUGGAUACCUGGACGCUUGUGGGAGAGAUGCUAACAGGUCGAUCGUGGCUAUCGUGUGCACCUCUCAGGAUAAAAAAAGAAAUUCUGGGUGACCUUGCAACCCCUCUAUCUUGACAUCCACGAGCCUCCACCAACCAGGCACGGCAAACAUUCUGGAAAUAGCCAGGGGCCAGUGCCAGUCCAUGAUCUUUGUCUGAAGAAGUACAUAGCAAAAGUUUUGGUAAUGUUGUAUGGAUGAAAGGACCCCAAAGCCAGGAGAGGACGGUUUUAUCAACAUUUUAAAUACUCUGGUAACUAUUUAUAGUACUGCAGUACUUAAGUUUAUGUUGUGAACUUGGAGAACAUGUAAUAAUCAUUCAUUUAAAGUUACUGAAUAGGGUGUCAAGUACAGGUUCAACUUCAGUGUUCAUUUUCAGUUUCAUUUACAGUUAAAGUUGUAAUUAAUGAUGCAUUAAAAAUUUAUGUCCAUUAUAAUAAUUACUUAGGCAUUCUGUGAUGGUAAUUUAUUGGAUACUAAAAAGAAAAUUGUUCAGUAUAUACAGAUGGUACUCAGUUUGUUCUGUGUAUGCAUUCCUAGAAAACCUUGUGAAGAUCAAAUUUGAAGUUAAGGUUACUGUAUAUAGAAAAAUAUGGUAUUGAAUGUAAUAUAACAUCCUUUUCUGGUGGGUCUCCAGUAGCUUUCCAGAGCUUGCGAACUAGAAAUUAAAACUCGGGGAGGGAGGGGAGGGGGGGAGGAGCACAUGAGCAUAGGUGCCGAGGAACAAUCAAACCUUGAUGAACCUGUUGAUUGUAAGAUGGCAGCCCUAGUCACAUAGGGUCUCAGCCAGCCAGCCAGCCACCUUACUCAUGAACUGCCAGUACUAAAUCCCAAACACCCAAUGGGGAAGAAGGAACUUAGGUAAGAAUGGAGAAGUAUUGCACUCUGAUCGGCUGAACCAAGCCACCUUGCAGAUGACAAGGAAGAACUUGGUGUUAGAACUAGGAACAUGAGACACAAUUGACGAUCAAGGACACUAUGAGUAGCAUGCAGAAUCCAAGUGUCAGUAACUAAAGGACCCCUCUAGAACUUGCCGCAUUCACCAAAAAUGAUAAGGAAAGGUUGAAGGGGAAGAGAAUGACAACAGUGCAUAAGCUCCAGGGAACUACUGAAGGGGCCUACUACAAAAUGGGAACAAUUGAGCCAUCCAAAAAUCCAUGAAAAUGAUAUAAUGUACCUGAACACUAUUAUUAAUUAAAUAUUCGUGCCAUUUUGAAGCCAAAAAAGUAAAUACAUAAUGAAAUGCAGAAUGCUUGAGAGGUGCCAUGUUAGAAUGUAAUUUUAAAAUGCAGAAAUUGUCAAAUUAUCAUUUGAUCAGAUCACGCCAGAAUAUGUUGACAUCUUGCACCAAAAUAAUAAUUUUACUGCAUAACCCUUGACCAUCAGCUUGUCCUUCAUGAGGGUGAAUUCUAUUAUCGUACGGUUGAAAUUGUGCUGUUAAAGCAAAAUGUAUGGGUGUGAAUUUCUUUUUUGAACUGAGGACUGAUUCUAUUUGGGAUAUUUAAUAUAACAACCACUACAGUAGAUUCAUUUAGCUGGCAGUUACAUAACCUAAGGUACCACUCAUAAAUAUGAUUCAAUUAAGUUGAUUUUUUGUUUACGCAACUUGCAAGAUUAAUGUAAAAAAUAUAAAACUUGUCUAAAAUAAUGAUGUUUAACAGAGUGGACAACAGCAGUGGACAUGAAACUUAACGAUGAGAUAAUCCAAUGCAAUAUGUUUUCAGCAUGCCAUAUAUCAAUUACAUAUUAGCCUAGGUUAGCUUUUCACAAAACUGAGGCAUAACUAUGUUGCUAAUCCAAUGAGUGUCCAUAACAUCACUGAAUAUUUUGGAAAUAUGCAUCAUAACCAUAGGUUAUGAAUAUGCAUCAUAUUCAUAACCUACAUUAGGUAUUGAUGAGCAGUUAUUAUUGUGUGUGAUGUAAAUUAGGUUAGUCUGUGCUAAUUAGGAGAUGUUUCUGAAAUAUUUAGUGAUAUUAUGGUCACUCAUCACAUACUAUCAACAUAGUUACAUCUCAGCCCAUGAUUGCUUUCACAAAACUAACAUUUAAUUGAUAUAUGGUAUGCUGAAAACAAUUAAAGCUUGAUGUUUCUAAUUUGUUAACAGGCAAUUGGUAUGUGUCAGUGAAAUUGAAAUUGAAAUAAGUUUAUUGAGGUAAAAUACACACAAAGGGAUGAGGUAGCUCAAGCUAUUCUCACCCCGUUAGUUGUCUUAGUUAUUUAGAGUAUACAGGUUGCUAACUUUUAUAAGUAUGAGUAAAAGGAAGCUCUUAUGGUAUCUUGCACUGAAGUUUCUUUUCUUGGUUGUAAUGACACUAAAGGCCACAACAGCUAUCUGCUGCACGCACAGACUCAAACCACACAGUACUGUGCAUAGAAUGCUGCGUUAAUUUUGCAUUUGCUCUCGAUCAAUUAGUGCUAGAAAACAAUGUUUCGAGAUAAUGGAAGUACUGAAUGUCUUACUGUUUAUCAAAAUUUUAAUUCAUUAAUAUUUUUUUCUAAUUGAAAUAUCAUAAAAGUGAGUUUCCUUUCAGCUGCAUUAAUAGAGGAAUGAGUUUGAGAGUUGCUAUAUAACGAGCAAAAAUAUAAUUUUGUGAAAUUGUGUUAAGAAGAGAUUCUCUGAGGACUAUCCUGAUGUAUGCCAAGAAAUAUUCAAGGCAUAGGAUGUACAGUACAUUGAAAAAUGUACAGUAUAUGGGAAUUAGGUUGUUUAUGUCUUAAGAGAAGGUUAAUGUAUUACUGACAUAAUAAGUGCUUCAAGUAUUUCACAUACACAGUUCAGCAUGUAGUGAUCCUUUAAAUCCAGUUUGUUUAGAAGGAUCCAUUAUAUGAGAAGGGAUCAAAUCCACUCUCUAGAUUACUCCUUACAAAAAAUUUCCAAAGGGGAAUGCAAUGACAUCUCUUUACAAAGUAAUUUUCAUUAAAUCUCAUAAUUGUUUAUAUACAGUAUUAUUUGUAUGUCUGAAUAUGCAGAAAUAUGUAUUACUGUAUGUGAUUUGCUAUAAGAAAGAUAUGUUGAAUUUUGUGAUAUAGGCCCCCCCCCAAAAAAAAAAAAACUCAAAAUUGUUAGGAAGUUAGGAUUUUAUCCAAAGCUGCACCGAGGCUGGAAAAUAGAAUUCAGAUUUUCAAGGGUGUUCUGUGGGUAUUUGUCUGUGCAAACUGUCUAAAUAAUGCAGAUAUAGUUGAUGCAGAGAGAUAAGCUUUCCUCUAAGAGGUGGACAACUAAGGUAAUGAUGGAAAAUAAUAUUUAACAGUUACUUUAAUGAGUAUUGGUAGCAUUGAGAUUAAGCAUGUGGCAGGCAGUGUAGAGAAACCAUAGUGUAAAUACUGUAUGUCUAACUCAACUAACAUCAGUAAGAGUAACCUAUUAAGGAACACAGACUACUGUAUUUCAUUUUAUUUCUCAUAUGGGUUUUCCUGAAUUGGCCUAAUCAAUUGAAAAUUGAUGGAUCUUGGUAGAUUUUAGAAAUACAGAGGUACCUCAGUUUACGAAUUUAAUCCGUUCCUGGAGAUGGUUCGUAAUCCGAAAAUGAUAUACUGCCUAGCUAGUUCAACAACACGUGUACCAUUUUAAUGUUUACGAAUGAUAUCUUGUUUUUCCUCUAUGGUCAUUCUCACGUGUGUUUUCUUGCCUUGAACCUUACCACUGGCUUUCUUGGGACCCAUGGUGAGAUAUAUAAUAACUUUUUGUUCAAAUAGCCAAAAAUCCAAAAAAAAAACCCUGUAAAUCCUUGCAAAGAAUUCAGGCGGGAGGCACUGGGAAACUGAGGCGCGAUUGACGUGCCGCCACACGCUAGGUCGGCCAUACGCUUCUCAACAAACUCGUAUCCCGAGGUAAAGUUUGUAACCCGAUUCAAAUUUUCCGAAGAAAUCGGGUUCGUAACCCAAAAAGUUCGUAAAGAGGGGCAUUCAUAAACGGAGGUACCACUGUAUAUAAAAUAAAUACUGUAGAGUGCGAAAAAUUUGAAUGUAAUAUUUACGCUGAGAAAAACAUUUCCUUUGUUCAUUUAAGAGUGGGGGCAGAAUGAAGCUAGUAGUUACAAAUUAACCAUUUGCAUUGUUAUACCUCAGACAACAUGUAUCCAUCAGCUGUAGAAACUAGUUUUCACUCCACAGCAUUUUCUUCUUUACUUGAAAUAUUGGAGGUUUGUAUAAUCUUCAGUCUUUCAUUAAAAUACCAUAUGUACUAUUUUAUGCAAUCUUAAUAUCUUCCAAAAAUUUUGUGUUCUGGUUAAUUUAAUUUACAUUCGAUAUUAUUAUCCAUUUAAUGCAAUUCAUUUAUCAUUCUCAUCUAAAUCAUUUUAUCGUUAAAGCCCGCAGGAUUACGUAAUAGUGUGAACACGUCAAGAAAUAAAAAACUCAAACGCAGUAUGCUAAUGCUUGUGGGCGAGAUGGGUCAAGUACUGUAAAUAGAGUAUGAUGCAAAAGGUGAUAGCACUCGACUUCAGCUUAAAACAUGAUCAUAUCAUUUAUGUUGCUGUAAAUUACCAAUGAGUGAAUGAAUGAAGUCAAGAUUUGGUGACAUUUUUGUCCUUUUACAGUUUGUAAGUAACAUUUUCAUAACUUUGCUUUAUAAUAAAUGUAAUAUUUCAAUGUACAGUACUGUAUUUGCUCAAGUGCUGUAUUAUAGGCUUCUGUAUUUCGAGGUAGUGCUGCAUGUAUUUCAAAGUUGAUUCAUGUGGUAAAGGAAAAUGAAAUGCAUAUUUAGCAGACAAAGAUCAAAAUACAGUACCAUACUGAAGUGAAGUUUCUCCAGCUGAGAUAUAUCAAACAAAGCACCUCAUAGCUGGGUUGUGGUGGAGGCUCAGUAACGUCACACUAAGCUGUUAACGUAUAUUGUAAAUAGCUGCUCUCUCUGUCUUGUUGCUUUUUUUUUUUUAUGGUUAUAUAUAUAUGUAAGUAUUGUUCCUUUAUAAAUUAUUUGGUUGAGAAUUUUUCUUACGUGUAUACUGUAUAUUUGAUAUGUUUUGAAGUAUACAGAGAAAAGAGAAUUAUGAGAAACUUGGAAAUAAAAAUGCUAAUUAAUGUUUAUUUCAGAUGGUAGUUUGUCAUUUAUUCCUUUUAGAUUUGGGCCAGUCAAGUGUUAUACUGUAAUUAUAAAAAUGUAACUGAUAAAACAUUGGUAGGAAAUUACUUUAAUUUAGAAUUGGAUAAUAAUAAUAAGGCUUCAAGUGCUUUUUAAGUUGAAAAAUGUUGUAAAUUAAUUGUAAUGAAUUGGAUGAAUGUAAAGGUUUGCACCAAGAUUACAGGGGGGAAGAUAAAGGUUUACACUAGAUUUCAAAGGUGAAGAUGAAGAUUAAACUAAGAUUGUAAAAGAGAUAAAGAUUAACACCAAGAAGAUACGGUAAAUAGAACCGGUAAAAAAUCAGAGUACUUAUUGCACUACUCAUAAAUGCUGUCACUUUCAUCUUAAAGCCCUUACUAUCUGCUACUUGAUCAUUCUUUUCAUGGACACUUAAGAAAUAGUUUUCAUGUCUCAUAUAAUGCAAGUUCAGGGUACUCGAUGAUGGCUACAUCCGAAUAAUUCUUAUUUAUAGUCCCCACUUGCUGUUAUCUUGGAGUGAACUUUGGAUUUUAUACCUAGAUGGAGGAGUUCAUGUGGAAAUGGAAGUAAGGAGAUACAAUAUAUGUAUACUUAUAUUUUUAUGGUUUUGAAAGGCAAAAAGUCGUAAAUUUAUCUACAAUAUUUAAUGUUUUCAUAAUACUGUACAAAAAAAGGAUUCCAGAUGCAUGCAAAGUCCACUCAAAUAGAUGCAAGGUUUGAGUGAAAUUGCUCUCUCUCUGUGCAUUGUAUUUUGCACGUAAUAUCACUAACAAUUUUCUCAAACUCCAAAGAAAUGCCUUAUUAUUUUUAUGAUUUUUUUUCAUCCUUUGGCAAUGUUUCUCAGAUGUUUUUACCUCCAUUAAUAUGGAAGUAGAGUGUACAGUUUUGUGUAAUUGUUUUUAAAGCAAUAUAAACUAAAGUAACAGUUAAGAUAAAUAAUAGUGUAAUAUAUAUAAAAGUAAACAUUGCACAGAAAUAUUAGUGUUAUUAUUUUAAUCACUGUUUUGUUAUAUAAGAUGUUUAUUGUGUUUUGUCUGAUGUUUUAUAUCAUUUAUUAUUGUUCAGCCUGGUUUGGUCACAUCGUAUACAAGACAAUUUGACAAAGUUUAUUUCCGUUUGUUAAAAAAACUAUUUUUUUUAGCUUAAGUUAGAUGUGUUGGGCUUGAUUUAUAUUAGGCGACUUAAAAUCCGUUGGCGAAUCAAUCGCCUUGUGUACGAUGUGACUUGUAUCUGUUCAGUUACAUAAGGUAAGCUGUACCGUUUCUUAAUUAUAUUUAGAUGCAUAUUUGCCAUGCCUUGUAUUUAUUUUGUAAUGCCUAGUCUACUAGCAUUUAGCCAUUAUUGAAAAUAAUUGACUAAGUCACACAAACUGACUGCUAAAACAAUUAUGUUCAUAUUAUUAGCGGUAUAUAAGUAAAUAUGGAAGUAUAGGGGAUAUAUAAUUCAAGACUUAAUUGUUAUUUCAGAGCAGCAUUUCUCAGUCUUUGUACUCUUAAAAUAAUUCUAAGCUGUGCUCGAGAUACACACAGAUUCCACUGUCAUCUGAAAGACUAUUUCUAUCUUUGUUCUUAAUACUGGUUAAAUCAGAAAGAGACAUUUGUAUAUAAUUGGAAAUAGUAAGCAGGUGAUAACAGCAGAAUAAAAUAACUAUGAAAGUAAUAUACAGUGAAUAAAAGUACGAAAAGAAUUUGCCAAGUAUCUUGUUACCUAAUCUAAUAAGCAUUAAAGGAAACAGUUAAAUAUGGAGUUAAUAGAAAUAAUAAUAAUUUUUAAUAUGGAGUGUGUAGUGUAAACUUAAGAUUUAGUUACAUCAAGUUUUGAAAUUCUCACCAAGUGUAGAAUUUGACAGGAUUGAGACUCAAACCUCGGAAUACAAGAAAUGCACUAUUGUACAUUUUUGUUGUGCGCCAUAUCUACACUACUGGUACUGUCUCAAUGUUCACAAGUCUAGGAAUUACAGUAUUAAAAUAGCUUAUACUAAUGUUAUAAUAUAUAUGACAUCCUGAUAUUAAUCGGUGUCAUGAUUCUCAUUAUCAGCAAAGUUGCUAUUGUUGUAAUUGCAGUGCAGUAUUAUUUUGAAUAUUUAGUAUUACAAGUACAGUACAUUAUUAAUGAAAUGCUGUAUCUAUUAAGAAAUUCAUUUUAUGGGUCAAAAUAGUUAAUCAGUAAGCCUAGAAAUAAAUACUGUAUUAAGAAAGGUUUACAAUUAUCUUAUUGAACACAAUUUUUAUACCAGAACUGGCUUUUAGGUGUUGUAUUCUUGAUAUGCCUCGUGAAAAAUAAAAAAUAAAUAAA